UUUCUUGGAGCGCAGCGUGUGAGCUUCCGGAAAUGCGCCUCCUCUCCACUCCCAGGUUGUCUGGAAACUGGAGGGAGGGACGAUGUCCAACCAGCAUCGGGUCUAGGAAGUUAUAAAGGGCUGAAGGAGACAAAAGGUGCCAGUUCAGUUGUUGGGUUCCUUGGGAAAAGGGGGGAGAAGCCAUUUGGAGCAACACCUUCUUGGUUUUGUGGUUGCCCAUACAAGCAAAGUGACCUACAAUGGUUCUCCUGGUGACCACUUCUCAAAUGCUGUGAUUAAAAAAGACCAUGGGGGAUAUCAUCUUUGGAAUCAUCCUGGCCAUCCUCUCGUCGCUCAUCAUGGCCGUGAAUGUUUUCGUGGUGGUGGCCUUAGUCCAGCUGAUCUGGAAGACCCGGAGCCUUGGGUUCUGCUUCAUCCUCAACCUUGCUGUCGCCGACUCCUUGGUGGGCUUCACCAUCACGGGCCUCGUCACCGAAGAGCUCUCCGACUCCCAGCACAAGACCCCGCAAAACUACUGCGUGCUGCGCAUGGCCUGCGUCACCUGCCCCUCGGCCGCCUCCAUCAUCACAGUCAUUUUGGUCACCUUCGACAGGUACCUGACCGUCAAGCACCCCUUCCAGUACUUCAGAAUCAUGUGUGGCUACGUCGUGGGGGGUUGCCUUGCAGGGCUUUGGCUCCUGGCUUGCUUCAUUGGCUUCCUCCCUCUGAUUGCUCACAGCCUCCAGAAAAAGAACUACGAGGGACUGUGUACUUUCUUCAGCGUCUUCCAGCCCACGUACAUGCUCACCAUCUUUUGCGUGGUUUUCUUCCCAGCCUUCUUUAUUUUCAUCUACUUCCAUUACGACCUGCUGAAGAUUGCCUCUCUGCAUGCCCAGCAGAUCCGAGAGCUGGAACCCACCGGCUUGACAGAAACGUGCCCAGGUUCUCCGCCCUCUAAUAUCACCAAAGCGUUGCGCACUGUGGCCAUCCUAGUGGGGUGCUUUGGGGUCCUGUGGUCACCCUUCUUCAUUGGGAGCAUUGUGAAGAUUGCAUGUGAGCGGUGCAACCUGGACCACAUCCUUGAACGGUACCUCUGGGUGAUGGGUGUGUGCAACUCUCUGGUGAACCCACUGAUCUAUGCCUACAGGCAAAAGGAGGUGCGCCUGCAGAUCUGCCAGAUGUGUCUGUGCAUGAAGAUCAAGGUCUUCCCCCUGUUUCAUGGACACAGCCAAAACCAUGCUCCCAGCAGGGCCAGACCUUCGGUGCACAUCAUCUCACUGGCCCACCUGGAAGGAUGACAUGGUAAGAGGGCUGGGAUGACCAUGGCUUUGGGA
Molecule: messenger RNA, 1313 nt
Organism: Anolis sagrei ordinatus
Lineage: Eukaryota; Metazoa; Chordata; Lepidosauria; Squamata; Anolidae
Gene: GPR119
Product: G protein-coupled receptor 119
Biological process (GO): regulation of metabolic process; adenylate cyclase-activating G protein-coupled receptor signaling pathway
Cellular component (GO): plasma membrane; cytoplasm
Molecular function (GO): phosphatidylcholine binding; G protein-coupled receptor activity
Source: RefSeq, a predicted model, not a curated record